AUGACACACAAUUCAGGCGUCACCGAAGAAAUAAAUGCCAAGCGUUCCAUAGUAAACAUCACAAACUAUAAGGAAUUGAAGCAAACAAAGAUGCCUUUGAAAUUGGUGGACGCAACCUUAUCGACCUUCAACACCGUUUUCGAGAAAUUCAAAUCCGAAGCACCAAACAACAAAAGCAAUCUCAUCCUGUUCUUGGCUGAUAUCGAACCUUCCACUAAUCUCAGUUGGUGCCCUGAUUGUGUGCGAGCUGAACCAGUUAUAUACAAAAAACUGGAAUCAUCAAGUGAUGACGUGGCGCUCCUUAGGGCUUAUGUGGGAGACAGACCCACGUGGAGGAACCCACAGCACCCAUGGAGGGUGGACUCCAAGUUCAAGCUGAAAGGAGUCCCGACUCUGAUCCUUUGGGAAAAUGGUGAGGUUAAAGGUCGCCUUGAAGACCAUGAAGCCCAUAUUGAACGCAAGAUUGAUGCCCUAAUUGCUACCAAAUGAACAUAUCUUCAAGGAACUUCCCUAGCGAGGGUUCCGGGUCAGCUUUCGCGCACCGACUAAUCCACUGCUGCAAACAUGAGCC
Messenger RNA from Lactuca virosa, 571 nucleotides. The record is from the annotation of a GenBank genome assembly. NCBI's taxonomy places the organism in Eukaryota, Viridiplantae, Streptophyta, Magnoliopsida, Asterales, Asteraceae.